Molecule: messenger RNA, 387 nt
Organism: Fusarium pseudograminearum CS3096
Lineage: Eukaryota; Fungi; Ascomycota; Sordariomycetes; Hypocreales; Nectriaceae
Exons: 4
Coding region: 1-387 (128 amino acids)
Biological process (GO): mitochondrial electron transport, NADH to ubiquinone
Source: RefSeq, a predicted model, not a curated record
AUGUCGACGCGACGAGCCGCCUUGUCAGUAAUUACCUCCCGAACCGCUGGUCCAACCAUUGCCAGGUACUCCGAGCUCUAUAUGUUAACUUCUGUUAAACACAGGUCUCUCUACCGUCGCUCGCUAAAGCUGGCGUUGGAUUGGGCUGUCCACCGACAUUUAUGGCGUGGCCAGGCUCUUUAUAUUCGCUCACUAUUUGAGGCCAAUCGCAGUGUCACUGAUCCGCGGCAUCAAAGGGCGCUGUUGACUGAGACAGAGAAGUUGCUAGAGAGCUGGAAACACCCAGACCCUUACACUCCCCCGACAGCUCCAGGAGGUUCAAAGUACGAGAGAAACCUUCCAUCACCUGUUCUUGACCCUCCCCCGCACCCUGUCAACCGACACUAA